UUCAGAGUCUCAUACAUAAUAUUUCUAGUCCUUGGAGAUCCAUGGAGUCGAUACCACUAUCGCUAGAAAUGAUGGUUAUAGAUGUACUGCAGCAGGAACUAGAUGACACGUCUUGCACCGAUGGAUAUCGUACAGCAUGUAUGAAAUGUCUUCUAGCCUUGAGCAAGGCCCGCAAUAUCGUGCCCUCUUCCCUUUCUUCUCGAGAUGUAACUAGAGAAGGGCCAUACCCUAUCGGCGGCGGCGGCUUUGCAGACAUUUAUAAAGGGCGUCUCCAUGAUACGCAAGUAUGCUUGAAGGUCCUUCGGAUAUUCAUCCCUGAAAAGGCUCGGGAGAAGCUUCUCCGAGAUUUUUGCAGGGAAGCUCUCGUAUGGAGGCAACUCCGCCAUCCCAAUAUCCUUCCCUUCUUGGGAGUCAACAAAGACCUUUUCGCUCCUAGUUAUUGCUUGAUAUCUCCCUGGAUGGUCAAUGGAAAUAUCAUGUCUUACCUUGAAGCCCAUCCUGACCACGAUCGCCUUACAACGCUGGUUCAGGUUGCCGAAGGGAUGAAGUAUUUGCACAGUCUCGAUCCUCCAGUGGUACAUUCCGAUAUCCGUGGGGCAAAUAUUCUUGUCAAGGAUGAUCUAUGUUGCUGUCUGGCUGAUUUUGGCCUUUCCCUGUUCGCGGAGUCGCAGGCUCUUGACAGCACAUCUAGGAUGAGCAGAGGAAGCGUGCGCUGGCUAGCUCCCGAGUACAUGGAUUCGACAUUAUUUGUCCAAUCAUAUCGCACUGCUAGGGAUAUUUACGCCUAUGGUUGUACUAUUGUCGAGGUAGGGCCAGCGGCA
Messenger RNA from Desarmillaria tabescens, 821 nucleotides. RefSeq names its product kinase-like domain-containing protein. Gene Ontology annotation, molecular function: ATP binding; protein kinase activity. The annotation marks the transcript as partial. Gene Ontology annotation, biological process: signal transduction; protein phosphorylation. The record is from RefSeq and is a predicted model, not a curated record. Gene Ontology annotation, cellular component: cytoplasm. The transcript is spliced from 6 exons. NCBI's taxonomy places the organism in Eukaryota, Fungi, Basidiomycota, Agaricomycetes, Agaricales, Physalacriaceae.